Molecule: messenger RNA, 682 nt
Organism: Oncorhynchus masou masou (cherry salmon)
Lineage: Eukaryota; Metazoa; Chordata; Actinopteri; Salmoniformes; Salmonidae
Product: E3 ubiquitin-protein ligase TRIM47-like
Exons: 3
Coding region: 237-545 (102 amino acids)
Molecular function (GO): zinc ion binding
Source: RefSeq, a predicted model, not a curated record
AACAAAGUUGACCACAAUCUCCAGGACCUAUGUUUCCCAGCUCCAUGGCCGCUGCCGCAUGGCCUGAGGAGGAUUUUGUGUGCUCUGUCUGUCUGUAGACACUACGUGACCCCGCCACACUGCCCUGUGGUCACACCUACCGCCUGUCCUGCAUCCAGAGGCACUGGGACCAGAAUGAGGCCAAGGGUCAGUUUAGCUGGAGGUGUGUGCAGACACAGGCCUUCGCCAAGGGGGGGAUGUUCCCCCAACUGCCCGUCAUCAGCCCCAGGCUUUGCCCUCAACACCAGCGGCCCCUAGAUCUCUACUACCAUGAUGAUAAGGAGUGUUUGUGUGACCAGUGUUGUCGUGAUGGACACAAGGGCCACCGUGUGGUUAAGCCGCAAGAGGAGUGGAAGGGGAGAUGGAGGGAGCUAGUUCCAAUGCAGGCCGAGACACCAAGGAGGAUCCAAGAGAUGGAGAAGGAGCUCAAGGAGUUCCCACUAACUGCCCAGCUCCACAAACUCUGUCCAGGCCCUACAGAAGGAGGGUGUGGAGCUCUUCUCUGAGCUGGUGAAGAGUAUGGAGCUGAUGGGUACCCAGGUCGGGGAGUUCUUUGUGCCCAUCAGGCCUCCAUUGGCCACCAGACCGAGGGCCACAUCCACAAGCUGGAGCAGGACCUGGCCCAGCUCCGCAGGAAAGACCA